Messenger RNA from Impatiens glandulifera, 576 nucleotides. Its product is annotated as E3 ubiquitin-protein ligase RSL1-like. Gene Ontology annotation, molecular function: ubiquitin conjugating enzyme binding; zinc ion binding; ubiquitin protein ligase activity. The transcript has a single exon. The coding region runs from base 1 to 576 and encodes 191 amino acids. Gene Ontology annotation, biological process: ubiquitin-dependent protein catabolic process; protein polyubiquitination; positive regulation of proteasomal ubiquitin-dependent protein catabolic process. The record is from RefSeq and is a predicted model, not a curated record. NCBI's taxonomy places the organism in Eukaryota, Viridiplantae, Streptophyta, Magnoliopsida, Ericales, Balsaminaceae. Gene Ontology annotation, cellular component: cytoplasm; ubiquitin ligase complex.
AUGGGAAACUCCAUUCAUCUUCCUUCAUCUUCCUUCGCCCCUCCUGCUCCGGCGACCGUACUCUCACCGGAGCAACCGUCUGAGUUAGCGACCUUCACCUGUGAGAUAUGCAUAGAGCCCACACUUUCAUCAGAACAGAGAUUCAAGAACAGAGACCUCUGCACUCAUCCUUUCUGCAAAGACUGCAUUAUCAAAUACAUUCAAGUCAAGGUUGAAGAUGAAGAUAUCUCCGCGAUCAAGUGUCCUGGCUUAUGCUGCGAUUACGAUCUAGACCCACUCUCCUGUCGUUUAAUCCUACCCAUUAAACUCUUUGAAAAAUGGUGUGACGUCCUCUGUAAGGACACCAUCCUAGGGUUGCAUCAUUGUUACUGCCCUAAUCAAGAAUGUUCGGCUCUAGUGGUAAACGAAUGUGGAAGGGACUUGAAGAGAUCGGUUUGCUCUAAUUGUAAACAAGCCUUCUGUUUCAAAUGCAAUACAUUAUGGCAUGCUGGUUUUUCAUGCGAAGAUAAUCAAGGUGGAAUUAUGAGGGAUGCAAAUGACGUCGCUUUUGGAGUGCAGACAUUAUGUUCAGCAUAG